Molecule: messenger RNA, 2084 nt
Organism: Impatiens glandulifera
Lineage: Eukaryota; Viridiplantae; Streptophyta; Magnoliopsida; Ericales; Balsaminaceae
Product: RNA polymerase I termination factor-like
Exons: 2
Coding region: 175-1770 (531 amino acids)
Source: RefSeq, a predicted model, not a curated record
GGCUCGCCUUCAAUGAAUCUUACAGCAGCCGACACUCUCAUCCCCCGCUCCUGAUCUUAAACCCUAAUUUCUUUUCUCAGGCUCACACAGUUCUUUGUUUCCUCAGGAUCAGAUUUCAUCACCGUCUACUCUCACCGCAACGGUCAAUUGUGUUGGAAGUUCAUAUUCAAGAUAAUGACCUUGGAAAACGAUGCUUCAUUCGUUGAGAGUGAGAAGAAGAAGAAAUCUAAAAAGAGAAAACAUGAUAAGCAAGACAACGAGCAUUUCAGUGAUGCAGUUAACAUGAGCAAGGAUGAUGAGAAAGUAAAGAAGAAACAAAAGAAGACUAAAAUUCAUCAAGAUGGUGGUGUUUGUAAAGAAGCUUUAGACACAACACUAAACCCGGAUCACAGAGAAGAGAAGAAGAACAGAAAGCUAAAAGCUCUUGAGGAUAAGAGUCUGCCAUCAUCUGAUCAUGUUGACAUGACCUUGGAAGGCAGUGACACCAGGGAAUCGAAGAUUCAUAAAGCUAGAAAGGAAAAGAAGAAGGAUGAGUGCAACAUUGAAAUUGAGGAUGGGAAAAACAAGACUGAAAAGAUGAAGAAGGACAAGAAGAAGAAACAAAGCAAGGAGAAGGCUAAUGGGGGUCACAAAGGAGAGAAGGAAGCCAAUGAUCAAGAUGGUGAUUUGAGUAAGGAAUCUGAGAAAAAGAAGAGGAAGUUAGAAAAGAAAAUGACGAAGAAGGAUUUGUCAGCAACCGAAAAUGUCAAUGAUGUAACUAAGCUAGUUGAAAAUCAGUCGAGGAAAAAGAAAUCAAUUGAGGAAGUCAAAAAGAAGAAAAAGAGAUCCAAGAAAGUUACAUUCUCUUCUGAAGUGGAGGUUUUUCCACUAGACAACGACGAUCUUCCAAAAAAGAACGAUGAAAAAAAGCUAAUUCAAGGUAAGCGGUUUACUCCCGAGGAGAAUGAGAAGAUUAAGGAAGCGGUUAAUAACUACAUAAUUGAUCACAACUUGGGUGAAAAAGGUGUGGACAUGAUUAUGCACUCUGUGAAAUAUCCCGAAAUAAGAAAUUGCUGGAAGGAAAUCGGACUAGCUUUGCCCCACAGGCCAAGCAUUGCUGUUUAUUACCGAGCCCACAUUCUAUUUGAACGAGGCGAUGAUACUGGAAAAUGGAAUGAAGAUGAUUUCGACUUGUUAAGAAAGUUCCACGCAGAAUAUGGUCCAAAGUGGAAGCAACUAGCUGAAAUAACAGGUCGCCAUAGAAUUCACAUUAAGGAUACAUGGCGUAGAAUAAAAUUGGAAAACAAGAAAUCAGGACGUUGGUCUCAAGACGAAUACCAAAACUUAUUCGAUUUAGUCAACAUCGAUCUGAAGCUAAAAGUAUUUGCAGAAAAGAAAUCGAAACACGGAAUGUUGAGGGACAACAUCGGUUGGACUGCGAUUAGCGAUACUUUAACUACAAGAACUAAUCCAGACUGCUGCCUUAAAUGGUACAACCAACUGACGUCUACUAUGGUGAGAGAAGGCAUUUGGGCUGAUACAGAUGACUAUCGAUUGUUGGGUGUGCUUUUUAACUUGGAUGCUUGCAGUGUAGAAGAAGUGGAUUGGGAUAAUAUUAUCGAACAGAGGCCGGGCGAAGUGUGUAGGAGGCGAUGGAACCAAAUGAUUCGUCAUAUUCAUAAUUAUAAGACUAAGUCCUUUCCUGAACUAGUUGAAAUUCUAGCGCAACGAUAUAAAUUGGAUGUGCUUGAAGCCAGAGAGAUUUGGGAUAACAAACCUUAUGUUCCUUGAACUUGGAAUAACAAGCCAGAGAGACUAAAGUCCUUUCCUGAAUCGUCCUAUGUGUCUAUGUUCUUUGCAGAAGAAGUUGGUGGCAUUAGCACUAGAGUCUAAAGGUCUGGUUCCUGUUUAGGCAACCACAUGCUUCAAACUCUUGAUCAUGAUUUGCUUCUUAAACUUUGAGAUUGCGAAGAAUGUCACAUUUGAAGCUAUUUGUAAUAUUCUCUUUUGUUCCCAUUAAAAAACUGUAAAACAGUAUUUUUUUUUUUUUUUAAUUAUGAUACAAACCAAUGAACCAUCAUUUUAUUAAGAUUGUUUUUAUUUCA